AAUUUCGAUUAUUCAUACAUUAGAAAAAUGGUCAAGAAUACCAUCCAACACACAUAUUCUCAUGACACACGGACCACCAGUAUAUAUAUUAGAUAGAGUUCAAAAUGAAAAUGUAGGAUGUGUAGAUUUGUGGGAAAGAGUUAAAGAAAUCAAACCUUUAUUUCAUGUGUUCGGUCACAUACACGAAUGUUAUGGUGUGGUUGAAAAGAAAUGGGAGAACGGCCACGAAAACGAUGCGAAAUCAACUGUAUUUAUAAAUGCAUCAUCAUGUUCAGAUGACUAUAAACCAGUGCACAAACCUAUUGUGUUCGAUCUACCUCCAUUGAAUUCUUCUGAAUAA
This is a messenger RNA of Acaulospora morrowiae, 340 nucleotides long. Lineage: Eukaryota; Fungi; Glomeromycota; Glomeromycetes; Diversisporales; Acaulosporaceae. The record is from the annotation of a GenBank genome assembly.